AGUGGGGGAGAGACUGAGGGGAGCAUUUAGUAGGCACGCUCAUUCACACAGUCACUUUCCCACUUGCUUGUGACUUUCACCACUGCAACCUCCUUGCUGCCUACCAGGAUUCCCUUUUCCACCCGCCAUGACCCACUGCCUCGGCCUGAGCGUCCAGCUCCUUCUGCUGCUGUCCCUUAGCUUCGCCGCGCGCGCGGAACCUCGACGGACCACGACCCCUCAGCGCAGAACGCCUCGCGCGCCGGCCGCCAAGGUGCGUCUCGCGGGCAACUUUGCGCGCGAAGCAAACGAAGGCCGCGUGGAGGUUCUGCACGACAACACCUGGGGGACCAUCUGCGACGACGAGGUGGACAUAAACUUGGCCAACGUGGUGUGCCGCGAGCUGGGGUAUCGAGGAGCGGUGACGUGGGCUCACAGCGCCAAAUAUGGAGAGGGGACAGGUCCUAUUUGGAUGGAUAAUGUGCGGUGUGACGGCUCAGAGAAGUCCUUGAAGGACUGCAAACACAACGGUUGGGGGGUAAAUGACUGCAAGCACUCCGAAGACUUGGGGGUUGUAUGCACCCCCGAGCAGAGACUGGAUCAAUCUGCCAGCCGAGGCUACACCACACCUGUCAGGCCUUCUGGCAACACCGCCUCUCAGUGGAGGGGUAACGCGGCAACACAGAGGCAUCCGGGGUACGGAUACUAUGGGAAUGGACACCCGUAUGAGAUCCCGAGGUUCCAAAGGCACCAGCACCACCAGGGUCACGGGAAAGUGCGAAUCGAAGAGGUCCGCCUGCGCGCCAUCCUCUCCGCCACAAAGAAGAAGAGCCUCAUCACGGAGGGCGUCGUGGAAGUGAGGCAUGCUGGGAGAUGGAGACAGGUCUGCGACCUAGGAUGGAGUCUCAACAGCAGCCGGGUGGUGUGCGGGAUGCUCGGCUUUCCAGAGGCAGCUCAGCACAAUGUCAAAACAUAUAAGAAAAUAUGGGAUGCCAAGGUUAAAGAUCCAUCUACCAGAGUAAGCCUCAUGGCAAAAAAGAAGGGAUUCUGGGUAGAGAAGGUGCAUUGUCUGGGCACGGAGAAUACGCUAUCAGAGUGCCACGCUCAGUUGUCAAUCCCCCGAAGUCCGACUCCUUGUAAGAAUGGGCAAUUUGCAGUGGCCAAGUGCAUACCAGGACCUCAGUUUGCUCGCAUCUCUUCAGGAAGACCCCAGGCUCCUUACCCAGUGGUGCCUGUGCGUCUCAAGGCAGGUCCCAGGCUGGGUGAAGGCCGUGUGGAGGUUCUGCGAAAUGGAAAAUGGGGGACGAUUGUCGAUCACUUGUGGGACCGAACUGCAGCCAGUGUUGUGUGCAGAGAGCUCGGUUUUGGUACAGCCAAGGAUGCCCUGCAUGGAGCCUUUAUGGGCCAAGGUACUGGACCUAUUCAUAUGAACAAUGUGCAGUGUAUGGGGUCAGAACGCUCCAUCCUGGACUGCUACUUCCAGGAAGUCCAACCAUGGACAUUCAAACACACCCAGGAUGCUUCAGUACGCUGUAACGUUCCCAAGACCGGCAUAGAGAAAACGGUGCGUCUUGCUGGUGGUAGAGCCUCUUCAGAAGGACGUGUGGAGGUUUUGAUGGAGAUUGGGGGACGUAAGCGCUGGGGAUCUGUCUGCAGUGAAAACUGGGGUAUAAAUGAAGCUAUGGUGGUGUGCAGACAGCUCGGUCUGGGUUUUGCUGCGAGUGCUCAUCAGGAGACAUGGUACUGGCCUGGUAACGCAAAUGCAAGUGAAGUAAUUCUUACUGGGACUCACUGUGUUGGAACAGAGCUUUCCAUCCAACAGUGUCGUCGCAACAACCAUGUCCACUGCCCUCGUGGUGGAGGAGCUAAGGCUGCUGGGGUCAGAUGCUCAGAGACUGCUCCAGACCUUGUUUUGGAUGCCCAGUUGGUCCAGGAGACUACCUACCUGGAAGACCGACCUCUCCACUUGCUGACUUGUGCACAUGAAGAGAACUGCUUGUCGUCCUCUGCUGCCAGAAUGAACUGGCCAUAUGGCCACCGACGCCUGCUGCGCUUCUCUUCCCGUAUCAUGAACCUAGGUCGAUCCGAUUUUAGACCAAAGGCAUCGAAAGAUAGUUGGACAUGGCAUCAGUGUCACAGGCACUACCACAGCAUCGAGGUGUUCACCCAUUACGACCUGCUGACGCUAAACGGUACAAGGGUUGCAGAGGGACACAAGGCCAGUUUCUGUCUGGAGGACACGUACUGCCCUGAUGGAGUCCAGAAGAGGUUCUCCUGCUACAACAUGGGUGAUCAAGGCAUUUCUGUGGGCUGCUGGGACACUUACCGUCAUGACAUUGACUGUCAGUGGGUUGACGUCACAGAUGUACGACCAGGGGACUACAUUUUCCAGGUGGAAGUUAACCCCUCCUUGGACAUGGCUGAGUCCGACUUUAUGAACAACGUCAUGAGAUGUCGGUGCAAAUAUGAUGGCCACAGAGCUUACAUGUAUAGCUGUCACACAGGUGACGCUUACAGCGCAGAGACUGAGGACCUGUUUGAGCACCAAAGGCAAAUCACCAACAACUUUGUGUAGCUCUUUCCAGGGUCCAGUGCAAAGGCCUUGCAGUGGAGCACAGAGACUAUUCAAAGUGGGCAAGGGUCGAAAGGCCCAGGACUCUCAGGACCCUCAGUAACAUAAUAUGGUGCCUGCUCAUGUCCUUGCAGAUCUGGGUAAAAUAUUCAUGAACACAUCAUCUGACAGCAGCAACUAUUGCAGGAAAUAUUCUACUAACUAAAACCUCCAUCGGCAGCAGGAGAGGAAAAGGUGCCGCUUUGUCCAACGUGUUUGCUUGUUCUAGUAAAGGGAAAAAUAAACCUAUAGACACAGAUUUGAACUCUUCCGAAUCUUAGCAAACUACAGAAAUUUGACAACGAACCCAUGUGAAAGGGAAUGGAAAAAACUGGUUUCAUUCUCAAACAGGAAGAUAUAGAAGCCUGAGAUGAGGUUGUGUGAAUUUUGUCAAAGAAGAUUGAAUAACUUGUUUAUACACAUUUUGCAAAACGUUCCACACAUUUCGUAUGUUAGUACCGGCUCUCAAAAUAUUCAUUCAAGCUUAUAGUCGACUUACUUUGGUGCUCUCAUUUUCUCAACCAGCCAUACUGUAUUGUUAUUUCACAUUAACUUCAGAUAAAAAGAUUUUGUACAGUAUAUUUUGGAUAACUUUCUUUAAAAGACAUAUUUUAUUUUAUCCAUUAUUUCCUUCUAACAAAAUUAUCUUUGAUUAGUUUAUGAAAUGUUGUGCUUCAUGUUUAGAGUAGAUAAGAGCAGGUCAGUUUUUUUUUAAAUAGAAAAACGCACUUUAUCUUUAAAACACAUAUUCAGAUUUAGUCUCCUUUUUUAAGUAGCCGCAACAUUUAAAACACAGGUUUUUUUUAAUUAACUAUUAUUUUAAACCCUGAAAAGUCAAAUCUGAGUUUUUUUUUUGUGAUUUUUCUUGUUCAUUGCGCUAUGCUGUACUUUAUUACUUUAUUUAUUGGUAUUUACACAGCAUGACCAGUAAAUACAUUCAAGUGUUUAAUCUAAAAUCUUUUCCAUUUUUCCCAACAUACUCAUCCGGGGUAAAAUCCUUCUCCAGUAGUUAGAGUACACUGUAGGAUUUCCAUCUUGUAGAUGAAUAAUUGUACAUUUGGUUCAUUUUCGUCAUUAAAACAAUUGUAACUGUGCCGUUUUCCUCUUCCAGCCUAUCUGAUGGGAGGGAAAACUGGUCUGACAAAACCACAGUACGGCAGUAGACAGGCAGGCUGGGUUUUUGAGAGCAUAUAAAAAGCCUUUUAAUUACCACUGUUUGGUUAGACUUAACGUUACAGUUACGAUUGAGGGCUCGAGCAUGUGCUUUAUAAAGAAACAGCAUGGCAUUGUUACUUAUGCAACCAUGGAAAAGACAAGAAUUUGGAUUUCCAUCUUUGCAUAAACUACAAUAGAGAUACUGAUGAUCUGAGAGAUUUAGAUGGGGGAGACAGGGAGUCAAAGAAAGAAUGAGGCAGAUGAUAUUUGGAAAAUGAUUUAGUCAGAACUACAGUAUUCUCUUUGGAAAAAAAAAAGCUGCCUUGUUGUUGGCAGCCUUAUGGAGACCACAGGCUGGCAUUUCCAGCUCCCCAACGAAAACAACAUGUUUGGGAGGAAAAAUAAACUAUUCAUGCUUCGAAGCAGUAAACACUGGCCUUGUUUUAACUUAAACAGGCCUUCUGAAUUGUGCUGUACUCUGUGCUUUUUUUCUGAAUAAGUAGUAGCUCAACAGACAUUAAAAGAGCUCCGUGGGACUUAUGUUAGUGUCGCUGUCCCAGUCUUUUAAUGGAUUUUAUUAGUUCGACUUCUUGUCUGAAAGGGUUCAGACGGUUCAGUGGACAGUUUUCAAUGCAUGUAAUUCACUAAGUCAGAUGUACCCCUAAUAAUAUUUCUGACAAGAUAUUUCUUUGUCAAUUUAAUAACUCACAUAUAAAAUUUUUCAUGUCAACCUCAUAUUUCUAUUUUAUUUUGUCUUACAUAAAAGUCCAGAAAUGUUUAUUUUAAGGUUAUCUGUUGAUAUGUGCGUUUUUCAUUUUGACAUAAUACCAUUGUCUGUUGUUUGUGUUAUUUAAAAGUAUGUUACUCCAUAGCAUGAAUUGGUUCAUAUUCCUCAUAUUACUGUAUAGCUACCUAUGCUCUAUGCAUAGCACUGGGAUAUUGUUUUCUAUGGCCAGUUUUGCUUGCGUCUUUAAAGCUGAGAGUGAAACCCAAAAAAGCGCUGAUACUGUUAUAUUCAUAGAAAGCUGUACUCUCAGGGACUUUGACCUCAUUUAAACGAUAUAUUUCAUAUGAUGUGACUAAUUUUAAUUUUUGCUGUGAUGACAACAAAUAAAACCGGAGCGGUUUUCGAAAUGUCGGUGCUCUUACGAAAACUAAUUUGUACCCACAUGUUUACUUUGAAGGUAAGAAUUUAAGGUAUGAUGGCGAUAAGCUUUGUUACCUUUCAUACCCUGAAGGAAGUUCAGAUAACUGCGGAUACGCACUGUCUGAGUCAGAGUCAAAUCCCAACCCAUUCAUUCAUCAUUACUGUGAAUCAAUAAAACUUCAUCUCACACUAAGCUG
Messenger RNA from Fundulus heteroclitus (mummichog), 5089 nucleotides. It is a transcript of the gene loxl4, whose product is annotated as lysyl oxidase-like 4. Gene Ontology annotation, molecular function: protein-lysine 6-oxidase activity; copper ion binding. The record is from RefSeq and is a predicted model, not a curated record. Bases 128 to 2554 code for a protein of 808 amino acids. NCBI's taxonomy places the organism in Eukaryota, Metazoa, Chordata, Actinopteri, Cyprinodontiformes, Fundulidae. Gene Ontology annotation, biological process: peptidyl-lysine oxidation. The transcript is spliced from 15 exons. Gene Ontology annotation, cellular component: membrane.